Molecule: messenger RNA, 909 nt
Organism: Vigna unguiculata (cowpea)
Lineage: Eukaryota; Viridiplantae; Streptophyta; Magnoliopsida; Fabales; Fabaceae
Product: dehydration-responsive element-binding protein 1A pseudogene
Source: RefSeq, a predicted model, not a curated record
UCUCACUUUUUCUCACUUAGUCAAUUUCACAAUUCAACAACCACUAAACCAAAACAAUGAACAUUAAUUCCACACAAUCAUUAACCCACUCCAACCAAGCUUCCUACUUUUGCUCCUCCCCGGAAACAAGCUCCUCUCCCAACGUCCUUCACUCCGACGAGGAACUACAUGCAUUAGCGUCGGCGCGCCCCAAGAAACGUGCCGGCCGGAGAAUCUUUAAGGAGACACGGCACCCCGUCUACCGAGGGGUGCGACAGAGGAAGAACAACAAGUGGGUCUGCGAGGUGCGUGUCCCAAAUGACAAAUCCACAAGGAUUUGGCUCGGAACGUACCCAACCCCUGAGAUGGCCGCACGUGCGCACGACGUUGCCGCGCUCGCGCUCCGAGGGAAGUCCGCUUGUCUCAACUUCGCCGAUUCAGCGUGGCGGUUGCCCUUGCCGGCGUCCACAAAUGCCAAGGAGAUACGGCGAGUGGCGGCGGCGGCUGUUGUGGCGAUUGCCGCGGAAGACAGUUGCGUCGACAAAUUACAGAACGAGAAUGUGAAUGCGGUGGUUGAGUGCGAAGUUAGCAGGUGUGGUGUCGGCGUUGAUGAAGAUGACAACAGUAGGAAAGUGUUUAGGGAGUUUUGUGAUUUGGAUGAGAUAAGAAUGCCAGUCACAUUAGGAUUUGAAGACAUGCAUGAGUGGCUUCAGAACAUGGCGGAUGAGCCUCUGCGAUCGCCUUCUUUUUUAACAUAUGUUAGAGACUGUACCUGUCUUGAGGAUGAUGCUGAAGUUUCUUUGUGGACCUUCUCCUUCUGAUAUGCGCAUGCAAUUUUGCGUUUUGCUGUAUGUAGUGUGCAGUUUUCUUUCUCUUCCUUUCGAUUUUGGUUCUUGUACAUGAUCAGGAGUAUCGUUUUCUUAUAUUAAA